Messenger RNA from Bombina bombina (fire-bellied toad), 1407 nucleotides. It is a transcript of the gene GABRG3, whose product is annotated as gamma-aminobutyric acid type A receptor subunit gamma3. Gene Ontology annotation, molecular function: inhibitory extracellular ligand-gated monoatomic ion channel activity; benzodiazepine receptor activity; transmitter-gated monoatomic ion channel activity involved in regulation of postsynaptic membrane potential. Gene Ontology annotation, cellular component: dendrite membrane; postsynapse; neuron projection. The coding region runs from base 1 to 1407 and encodes 468 amino acids. Lineage: Eukaryota; Metazoa; Chordata; Amphibia; Anura; Bombinatoridae. The transcript is spliced from 11 exons. Gene Ontology annotation, biological process: nervous system process; chloride transport; synaptic transmission, GABAergic. The record is from RefSeq and is a predicted model, not a curated record.
AUGUCUGCUAAGCUUCUAGUGAUUUUCUUCUUAUUGUCAGUAUUUCGAGCUUGUUCUAGGAAAAUUGAAGAUGAUGAAUAUGAAGAUUUAACAGUAAACCAAAAAUGGGUACUGGCACCAAAAACACAAGACACUGAUGCCACACUAAUACUCAACAAGUUGCUGAAGGAAUAUGAUAAAAAACUGAGACCAGACAUUGGAAUUAAACCAACAGUUAUCGAUGUGGACAUUUAUGUCAAUAGCAUUGGGCCAGUGUCUUCGAUAAACAUGGAAUACCAAAUAGACAUAUUUUUUGCUCAAACUUGGACUGACAGUCGCCUCAGGUUCAAUAGUACUAUGAAAAUAUUGACACUCAACAGCAAUAUGGUUGGAUUAAUCUGGAUUCCCGACACAAUUUUCAGGAAUUCAAAAACAGCAGAAGCACAUUGGAUUACAACUCCCAAUCAACUUCUUCGAAUAUGGAACGAUGGGAAAAUUUUAUAUACAUUAAGGCUCACAAUCAAUGCAGAAUGCCAAUUACAGCUGCACAACUUUCCAAUGGAUGAGCACUCAUGUCCACUCAUAUUCUCCAGCUAUGGUUACCCAAAGGAGGAAAUGAUUUACAGAUGGAGAAAACAUUCAGUGGAUGCUUCAAAUCAGAAAUCGUGGCGACUUUAUCAAUUUGACUUUAUGGGCCUCAGGAACACCAGUAGUGUUAUUCAAACAACUGCAGGUGACUAUAUUGUCAUGACCGUAUACUUUGAUUUAAGCAGAAGAAUGGGAUACUUUACAAUUCAGACAUACAUUCCUUGCAUUUUAACAGUUGUUUUAUCAUGGGUAUCAUUUUGGAUAAAAAAAGAUUCUGCACCAGCAAGAACAGCUUUAGGCAUCACCACUGUAUUAACAAUGACAACAUUAAGUACGAUUGCAAGAAAAUCACUACCGCGGGUUUCAUAUGUCACAGCCAUGGACCUCUUUGUUACUGUGUGUUUCCUAUUUGUGUUUGCUGCUUUAAUGGAAUAUGCGGCACUUAAUUACUAUUCAAGUUGCAAAACACCUAGAUGUACAAAGAAGAAAAAAUCGGUAAGUUAUCAAAAUAGAUCUGUCUACAUGCACACUCCUGAGCGUAUAAACAUUCCUGCUCCUUCUAAUUAUUCCGUUCUGGACAUGAGACCUCCUUCAACUGUCAUCACUUUGAACAAUUCCAUGUACUGGCAGGAGUUUGAAGAAUCAUGUGUUUAUGAGUGUCUGGAUGGUAAAGACUGCCAGAGCUUCUUUUGUUGCUAUGAUGAAUGUAAAUCAGGGUCAUGGAGGAGAGGUCGGAUUCAUAUAGACCUUUUAGAACUGGAUUCAUAUUCCAGAGUCUUUUUCCCAACAUCGUUCUUGUUAUUUAAUCUUGUCUACUGGGUUGGAUAUCUAUACCUUUAA